Tripterygium wilfordii is the source of this 3510-nucleotide messenger RNA. RefSeq lists its product as uncharacterized. The record is from RefSeq and is a predicted model, not a curated record. The transcript has 3 exons. NCBI's taxonomy places the organism in Eukaryota, Viridiplantae, Streptophyta, Magnoliopsida, Celastrales, Celastraceae. The coding region runs from base 979 to 3108 and encodes 709 amino acids.
UGUUAUGAAUUAAAUAUAAUGACAUGGAAAACAAUUGACCUACCAAAGCUAAUUACAAUUAAUUACACUCGAUCACAAUUAAUUACACUCAAUCACUUGCGUAUCUACUCCAAUAUUUUCGUUGAGCUUCCACGGGGAAUCGAUUUGGGACUCCAUCUGCAAGUACUGUUCUGCUAGUGAAGGAUAUGGGUUCUUCAAACCCUAGCGAGCCCAACUCCUCACUGUUGCCGCCUCCAUCUUUCUCCGCUUGAAUGUUUUUUUUUUUUUCUCUGGCUUAAAUUGAUGAGAUGCUUCAACAUUCUUCUGUCUCACUCAAUGUAGGCCUUUUGGAACCCCUUUUUACUGUGGCAAUCCUCGAUAGUCUGAUCGAUUUCAACCUGAGUGUCCAUCACAAAAGGUCCAUACUUAACCAUUGAUUCACCUGCGAUUACUUUCACUUCAACUCCAUCUUUCUGGUAAUGGUUCUUCUUCACUUGCUAAAGUUGGGUGGCCUUCUUGUUUCCAUUGGAUUUGGUGCUUCUAGAUUGGAACACGUGCUAUCUUUGAGUGACCAAGUGUGAUCUUCUGCAAACAAUUUGGUUUGAUUUUUGAAAAUCUAAGUAAGGAAAAAGGACAUGAUGAUGACGGUGCGAGGAAAGUGUGGUGAAGGGUACGAGGAAACCACCUUCCAUUGUGUUCAUCAUUUGACCCUUUGACUUAUCAUCUUAUUGUAUUCCUUGCACAUCAAGCUUAAAAAAUGAAAUACAAUUUACUUCCUGUAAAUUUCGUUUCUUCUUCCUGGUUGGUUCAUCCAGUCUUCUUUCCCCUUUCUUAAUCUCUGCAAAUUCUCAACCACUUACAAAUUAUAAAUACAUUGAUGGGUUGAGCUCUGCUCUACACCUUGACCUAAGAAGCACUAUCUUCUGAAAUUUGUGAAGUCAACUGUAACUCUUAGUACAGAGUCUCUCAUAUUAAGGUUACCGCACAUUCUAAAGAGCGAUGAUCGGUGCUGCCAUUGCAGGUUUUAUCUUUGCUAGGAAUAGGAGGCUGGUUGAGAUCUUUCCUAAAGGUUGGAGAGAACUUUGGAAUGAGUGGGAGAUCCGCGGAUUAGUUCUGAUCAGCCUCUCUUUUCAGAUUGUGCUCAUGGUGCUGGGCAAUAGAAGAAAAUAUGUGACUGGAAAUUGGAUUUCAAUCAUCCUUUGGCUUGCCUACUCGUCAGCAAAUACAAUGGUAACUGCAUCACUUGGCAUUAUCUCUAAUGAAGGAGACAAAAAUGAUGAUCCAUCAAAUCGAAAAGAUAUGAUAUUGGCAUUUUGGGCGUCAUUCCUGAUAUUGCAUCUUGGUGGGACUCACACUAUUACUGCAUACUCAUUGGAAGAUAAUGAGUUAUGGCUGAGGAAUGCUUUCACGCCUUUACUCCAGUUAUUACUAGCAAUCUACAUCAUUCUCAAGUCCUGGAUGAACACGCCACUUAAUUUCCUAGCUAUUCCACUGUUCAUAGUUGGUAUAGUGAAAAAUGGAGAGAGGUUAUGGGUUCAGAGGUCAGCGAGUAUUGAACGAUUUCAAGCAUCCAUGCUUCCUCAUCCUGACCCUGGACCUAGCUAUACUAAAUUCAUGGAUGAGUACUUAUCAAAAACUGCUGAGGGAUACAAUGUAUCAAUAGAGGCAGUAGUUGAAGAUUCUUCCAAAGUGUUGCGUUACUCUCCGAGAGCUGUGCCAAAUGACAUUGUUCCAGAUGGGGCUAUAUUACGUGAUGGUAUUUACUUCUUCAAUAUAUUCAAGAAGUUAUUUGCUAAUCAAAUCCUUAGCUUCCAAGAUGUCAAGAUUAGUCAAUCAUUCUUUCAUGACAAUGAUAUGAAUUCGGAGAAAGCCUUUAAAAUGAUUGAGGUUGAGCUCGGAUUGAUGUACGAUAUACUCUACACAAAGACUGCAUUGAGUUAUACAUGGCUGGCUAACUUCCUUCGCUUGGUCAGUCUAUCCUUUAUCAUUUUUGCAUUUGUUGCAUUUAUGUUAAUUGACAAGCAUGCUUACGUAGUGGUUGACUUGAACAUUACUUAUUUCUUGCUGGUUGGAGCAAUAGCCUUGGAAAUAUAUGAGAUACUUGUUAUACUUCCCUCUGAUCAGAUGAUGCUUUGGUUGAGUAACCACAAUAACUCACUUGUAGAUUUUGCUUACAAGGCCAUCUCUCAUCUCCAAUAUUGCCUACAGUGGUCUUCUUUGAUUGCUUGCAAAAAGCGCUGGUCUAAUACCAUGGGAAGCUAUAACUUAAUAAGUUUUUGCAUCAAAGAUAAGCCUACAAAGUGCGUUGAAAUUCAGAAGUUCUUAUUUAUUCACGAACUGCUAGAGAAGCAUCGCUACCAAUAUUUUGGUGUUGUCUCUGAAGAUUUGAAAAGCUUGAUUUUUGAGCAGGUUAUGAAGAAAUCAAGCGAUGCCUUGAAUAUUAGGGUUUCUAAGCAAUUAUGUGCUCAAAGAGGUGAUCAAAUACUUAAAGAUAUGGGUUGUUUUGAAGAUAUUGGUUGGAGUGUAGAGGUGGAAUUUGAUCAAAGCAUUCUUUUGUGGCACAUUGCAACAGAUCUGUGUUAUUCUAAUGAUCUAAACAAGGAUGCAAAUAUGGUUGAAAAUCGGAACUGUAAAAGUAGCAAAUCUAUAGCAGAUUAUAUGUUGUAUCUUCUGGUCAUGCGUCCUUUCAUGUUGCCUAAUGGGAUUGGGCUAAUCAGAUUCCAGGACACAUGCGCAGAGGCCAAGGAAUUUUUUCAAGAAAGAAGACACAUAUUGAAGGAGAGAGGUCGUGCCUGCGAUGCAUUACUCCAAGUAAACACGGAUGUUGCCCCAUCUGAAGUGAAAGGUGACAAAUGCAAGUCAGUUUUAUUUGAUGCAUGUAGGCUUGCCCAGUAUAUAAUAAAGCUGCAGUGGCCAAAUGAAAGGAAAUGGGAAAUGGUUAGUUAUGUGUGGGUGGAGAUGCUAUCUCAUGCUGCCAGUCAGUGCCAAUGGCUCAACCAUGCAAAGCUACUCACACAAGGAGGAGAGCUGCUUACCCAUGUCUGGCUACUGAUGGCUCAUCUGAGCAUAACUGAACAAUUCCAGAUUUCUCAAGGCCAUGCAAGGGUUAAAGUAGUGGUUGAACAGUGAACACUACUGAUGAAUCACACACUUGAAUAUUAUUUUGAUCUACUGAUGGCUCAUAUCAUUGCUGCACUUUCUCUUCCUGGAAGUAUCAUAAUCAUUGUUACUUUUGAUGCUUUGAACCACUGUCAUAUGCCUAAGCAGCAGAGUUCUGUGCGAGCUUCGAACGCAUUUUUUGUAAGCUGACAGAAACAUAUCCAUUUGCAUCUUAAUUUACAAUGUUGAAUUUAAGAACAGUUGGUGCUGCUUUGGAUGCAUUUUGAAUACAACUCUAGGUAUAUGAACUCCGAGAAGCUUAAUCCAGCAUCCUGAUAUAUGGCAUGGAUUUGUUUACAUAUAUUUGCAGUCAAUUGUUUGGACUGUAUUUUAUCAUUAAUAAUGUGAAUGAAAAACUACAUAUUGUUCAAA